CUGAUAAUAUCAGUAGGAUCUUGUGGCAUCCUCGGGUUGUUGUAUUUUACGCACGUGUUCAGUAGAAACACAAAUGAAGCCAUGUGUUUUAACGAAUCGCCACAGUCCGUGCGUGCACGUAAUCUGUUCCAGCCUCACAGAAAGGUAUCGCACGUGCUAAUUGUCACCCAUCCCCGCAGCGGUUCAACCUUAACUGGCGACAUUAUUCAGAAGUCCGGAAGCAGCUUCUAUGCGUUUGAACCACUCCGAUUCGCAGGAGAGUCGAUACAACUUGGACAACCCGUCAUCUAUCUCAACGGCACACAGCGUGUGUACAACAAUUCGAGAGAUGCAGUGUGGGUUGAAGCGGACAUAUUGUACAGGUGGUUCACUUGUGACUUUUGUCGGGUCAACAUCCAAGAUCUAAAAAGCAAAUUCAUUGAGUCCUUUUCGACCAAUCUACGAGAAUAUGCCGUUUGUCUGAACCGCUAUCGUUUCAAUCCUUUGCCCCGCUGUUUAUCUCAAUUACGUAAAACGUGUGAACAGGCAACAGUCCGAUCUAUCAAAACAGUACGCCUGCAAAAUUUGGAAUCCAUACCGAUUCUGUUGCGGCGAUUGCCAAGCCUGAAGGUCAUAUAUUUGGUGAGAGAUCCUAGAGGAAGACUUGCGUCUCAGGCAGCCUUAGAUCCAACGGAAUGGAACAUCGUGGAAGAUCAAGCGGAGACGAUGUGUACACAAAUGUACCAAGAAUUCAGAUACAUUGCUAAAAUAUGGAAACAUCUUGCUGGACGACUGAAAAUUCUGAUGUAUGAAAAAUUUGCAAAGGAUCCAAUAGACGUGUCAAAAAGACUGUUUGAGUUUUUAGAUAUUGAUUUUACUGAAUAUUUGCAAUUUUUUGUCAAAACCGUCACCCACGUUGACUUGGAUAAGACGGGAUGUUAUUGGUGUACGAAAAGAACAAACUCACGGGAGACAGCCACCAGGUGGCGUAGGGGAAUUGAAUAUAGCCAUGUUAAGAAAAUAGAUGAUCAGUGCAGCGAUGUGUACAAUGAACUAGGCUACAUGAAAAUUAGAAAUGAACAUCACCUACGAAAUAUGUCCUUAUCUAUAAUAGGGAAGAGCAACCAUCCAUAUCUAUACGUAUGA
Mizuhopecten yessoensis (Yesso scallop) is the source of this 1125-nucleotide messenger RNA. RefSeq names its product carbohydrate sulfotransferase 1-like. Gene Ontology annotation, biological process: sulfur compound metabolic process; N-acetylglucosamine metabolic process. The transcript is spliced from 3 exons. The coding region runs from base 82 to 1125 and encodes 347 amino acids. Lineage: Eukaryota; Metazoa; Mollusca; Bivalvia; Pectinida; Pectinidae. The record is from RefSeq and is a predicted model, not a curated record. Gene Ontology annotation, molecular function: N-acetylglucosamine 6-O-sulfotransferase activity.